AUGUCAACUGCCGCCGUUCAGCCACCAGUCUGUCCACCUCAGCAGAGCCAUGCCAAGCCUACCUCUGCUUCUACAAUCCAUUGCGAUGAUGUCCAACCGAGAUUCGACCCUGAACGUCACCUCCGAUACCAACCCCCGGCAAAACGUCACACCUUUGGUGAAUUUGGACUCGACUCAGAAACGCCACAGACGGACAUGUGCAUUACCGAUCCGUUUGACCUCUUCACAGAGGAGUGUGUCCGUCUUAUGAGGCGAGAACUCUUCCAGCCCGCGGUGUUCAACAAUUAUAUGCAUUCCUGGGCGCGGGCACCCUGUGUAAUCCGUGGCAUUGCCCCAACAGUCGGCCGAUUUAUUUACGAAGCGUGGACACAUCCAGCGACGCUCGAGGUCAUCUCCGAUGCCGCUGGGAUAGACCUGGUUCCAGUGAUGGAUUGGGAGAUCGGGCACACCAACGUCCAAGUUGGGAGGAAGGGUGUCAGUGGGGUGUGGGAGCUUGGGGAGAUUCCAACUCCGGCCUUGUCCGCCGAAGAGGUAUCCAGCCUAGACAAGGAGGACAACGACAAGCUAGUGGAUGACUGGCAUGUCGACAGUUAUCAAUUUGUUUGCGUUGUGAUGCUGUCCGACGCUAGCACAAUGCGCGGCGGCGAGACCGCUAUCGAGACGGGCACCGGCGAUGUAGUCAAGAUGCGAGCGGCGCAUAUGGGAGGCGGAGUCAUUCUACAGGGAGGAUGUACGAAGCAUGCUGCGUUCCGCACGAUUGGGGCCCAUGAACGGGUGACCAUGGUCACUUCAUUUCGUCCCAAGGAUUUGGCGCUGAGGGAUAACUCAACUUUGAGGAAUAUCGGGCCCGAGACGAGUGAUAUGACUGAGGUCCAUUACCAGUUUGCUCAGUACAGGCUCAAACUUGUGCGCGAUAGGGUGGAUGAUUUUCUCAAGCGACUCGCGGAACGGAAGCGGACGCUUGUCGGAGGACAAGAGAUCCUCACAAGAGAAGAGCUGAACGGUUGGGUGGAGCAGCAGGUUGAACAUCUACAGAGUACUGUCUAUGAGAUGUUUGAUAGAGUCAAGGAUACGUGGUAA
Penicillium canariense is the source of this 1080-nucleotide messenger RNA. RefSeq lists its product as uncharacterized. The record is from RefSeq and is a predicted model, not a curated record. Lineage: Eukaryota; Fungi; Ascomycota; Eurotiomycetes; Eurotiales; Aspergillaceae. The transcript is spliced from 2 exons. Bases 1 to 1080 code for a protein of 359 amino acids.